AUGCAGCUUGCUUUCACAGGAUCAACUGAUACAGGCAACAUUGUACUCGAAUUGGCGGCAAGAAGCAAUCUCAAGCCUGUGACAUUAGAGCUUGGAGGGAAGUCACCUUUCAUUGUAUGCGAGGAUGCUGACAUUGGUACGGCUGUGGAACUUGCACAUUUUGCUCUUUUCUUUAAUCAGGGGCAAUGUUGCUGUGCUGGUUCUCGUACAUACAUACAAGAACGUGUGUACAAUGAGUUUAUUGAGAAAGCAAAGGCACGUGCUAUGAAACGUAUAGUGGGUGAUCCCUUCAAAAAGGUGUGGAGCAAGGCCCUCAAGGACAUUGAUGAAGUGAUAAAAAGGGCAAACACAACACGCUACGGUCUAGCAGCAGGGGUUUUCACCAGCAACUUGGAUACUGGCAAUACCUUGACACGAGCACUAAAGCCGGGACUGUGUGGGUUAAUUGCUUCGAUGUAUUCGAUGCUGCAAUUCCAUUUGGUGGGUACAAAAUGA
Molecule: messenger RNA, 495 nt
Organism: Ilex paraguariensis (yerba mate)
Lineage: Eukaryota; Viridiplantae; Streptophyta; Magnoliopsida; Aquifoliales; Aquifoliaceae
Source: the annotation of a GenBank genome assembly